Molecule: messenger RNA, 407 nt
Organism: Solanum tuberosum (potato)
Lineage: Eukaryota; Viridiplantae; Streptophyta; Magnoliopsida; Solanales; Solanaceae
Product: calmodulin-2/4-like
Exons: 1
Coding region: 39-407 (122 amino acids)
Cellular component (GO): myosin II complex
Molecular function (GO): calcium ion binding
Source: RefSeq, a predicted model, not a curated record
CUACAGGUUGCAUCACCACUAAGGAACUUGGAACCGUGAUGCGUUCGUUGGGACAAAAUCCAACUGAGGCUGAGCUUCAAGACAUGAUCAAUGAAGUUGAUGCUGAUGGAAAUGGAACCAUUGACUUCCCCGAGUUCCUUAACUUAAUGGCUCGGAAGAUGAAAGACACUGAUUCUGAGGAGGAGCUCAAGGAAGCUUUCAGAGUGUUUGACAAGGAUCAGAAUGGAUUCAUUUCUGCAGCUGAGCUACGCCAUGUCAUGACAAACCUAGGCGAGAAGCUUACAGAUGAAGAGGUUGACGAGAUGAUUCGUGAAGCUGACGUGGAUGGUGAUGGACAGAUCAACUGUCACACCCCAAAUCUGGAUGCGAUGGCACGUGUCCAUUUCCCACCGGACACGUCAGCCUAA